Messenger RNA from Chlorocebus sabaeus (green monkey), 1624 nucleotides. It is a transcript of the gene SLC10A1, whose product is annotated as solute carrier family 10 member 1. The record is from RefSeq and is a predicted model, not a curated record. Gene Ontology annotation, biological process: bile acid and bile salt transport. Gene Ontology annotation, molecular function: bile acid:sodium symporter activity. NCBI's taxonomy places the organism in Eukaryota, Metazoa, Chordata, Mammalia, Primates, Cercopithecidae. Gene Ontology annotation, cellular component: membrane.
UUGCCCAGAGCUUUUGUCCAGAAACCCUCUGUCCUGAGAGGUGAUUAAAGAAGGCAUCCAGCAAGAACUGCACAAGAAACGGAGUCAGCCGGAGAACAAGGAGUGGUCUUCCACUGCCUCACAGGAGGAUGGAGGCCCACAACGCAUCUGCCCCUUUCAACUUCACCCUGCCACCCAACUUUGGCAAGCGCCCCACAGACCUGGCACUGAGCAUCAUCCUGGUGUUCAUGUUGUUCUUCGUUAUGCUCUCGCUGGGCUGCACCAUGGAGUUCAGCAAGAUCAAGGCUCACUUAUGGAAGCCUAAAGGACUGGCCAUCGCCCUGGUGGCACAGUAUGGCAUCAUGCCCCUUACGGCCUUUGUGCUGGGCAAGGUCUUCCAGUUGAACAACAUUGAGGCACUGGCCAUCCUGGUCUGUGGCUGCUCACCUGGAGGGAACCUGUCCAAUGUCUUCAGUCUGGCCAUGAAGGGGGACAUGAACCUCAGCAUUGUGAUGACCACCUGCUCCACCUUCUGUGCCCUUGGCAUGAUGCCUCUCCUGCUGUACCUCUACACCAGGGGGAUCUAUGAUGGGGACCUGAAGGACAAGGUGCCCUAUGGACGCAUCAUAUUAUCACUGGUCCCGGUUCUCAUUCCUUGCACCAUAGGGAUCGUCCUCAAAUCCAAACGGCCACAAUACAUGCGCUAUGUCAUCAAGGGAGGGAUGAUCAUCAUUCUCUUGUGCAGUGUGGCCGUCACAGUUCUCUCUGCCAUCAAUGUGGGCAAGAGCAUCAUGUUUGCCAUGACACCACUCUUGAUUGCCACCUCCUCCCUGAUGCCUUUUAUUGGCUUUCUGCUGGGUUAUGUUCUCUCUGCUCUCUUCUGCCUCAAUGGACGGUGCCGACGCACUGUCAGCAUGGAGACCGGAUGCCAAAAUGUCCAACUCUGUUCCACCAUCCUCAAUGUGGCCUUUCCCCCUGAAGUCAUUGGACCACUUUUCUUCUUUCCCCUCCUCUACAUGAUUUUCCAGCUUGGAGAAGGGCUUCUCCUCAUUGCCAUGUUUCGGUGCUAUGAGAAAUUCAAGACUCCCAAGGAUAAAACAAAAAUGAUCUACACUGCUGCCACAACUGAAGAAACAAUUCCAGGAGCUCUGGGAAAUGGCACCUACAAAGGGGAGGACUGCUCCCCUUGCACAGCCUAGCCCUUCCCCUGGUGGCCUGGAUUCUGGUCCCAAAGCAAUUCUGAAAGCCAGUCUGGUCAACUACAGAGAGCAGCAAAAACACCAGUCUUGCCUGAGUCUCUCUCCAGCAUUUCCAGUGCAUCUAUCAGAAUCAUCAAGCCUUGGCCGGGAACACAGACAGGGUGUCUGCCCAAGAAGCCUCAACUAUCCCCAACUUAGAAUUUGCUACUUAUUUCAAAGACUUGUUCAGUGACUGGAAAUUCUAUGAAACCAGAAACCAAAUCUGCCUCUUGCCAGGAUCUCUGAAACAGUGCCUGAUAAGCAUCUUAAGUCACUCAAUUCCUGAACUAAUCAAUAUAUAUGUUUAACCCAUUACUCAAAUACCCAAAUCCCAUUCCAAGUUUUGUGACCCAAAAGAGAAAUAAAUAAAUGCUCAAGAAUGCUGUAGAAUUAGACUUCACAAGUUC